GUUCCCUAAGCGUGGGGACGUGGAAGGACCACAGUGACGACGCGUGAGCCCUCCAACGAGGAGACUGCCAGUCCAGGGAGACAAAAUGCAGUGUGCCUCCCUCCUGCUGCUGGUGGGACUCUGCUCCCUCUCCCGCGCCCAGUACGACGAGGAUCCCCACUGGUGGUUCCACUACCUCCGCAGCCAGCAGUCCACCUACUACGACCCCUACGAGCCCUAUGAGCCCUAUGAGCCCUACCCCUACGGGGUGGAGGAAGGCCCCGUCUAUGCCUACGGCUCUCCGCCACCGCCCGAGCCCCGAGACUGCCCCCAGGAGUGCGACUGCCCGCCCAACUUCCCCACGGCCAUGUACUGUGACAACCGCAACCUCAAGUACCUGCCCUUCGUCCCCUCCCGCAUGAAGUACGCGUACUUCCAGAACAACCAGAUCGCCUCCAUCCAGGAGGGCGUCUUCGACAACGCCACCGGGCUGCUGUGGGUCGCGCUCCACGGCAACCAGAUCACCAGUGACAAGGUGGGCAGGAAGGUCUUCUCCAAGCUGAGGCACCUGGAGAGGCUCUACCUGGACCACAACAACCUGACGCGCAUGCCCGGCCCGCUGCCGCGCUCCCUGAAGGAACUGCACCUCGACUACAACCAGAUCUCCAGGGUCCCCAACAACGCUCUGGAGGGGCUGGAGAACCUCACGGCCUUGUACCUGCAGCACAACGAGAUCCAGGAGGUGGGCAGCGCCAUGAGGGGCCUCGGCUCCCUGAUCCUGCUGGACCUGAGUUACAACCACCUGCGGAAGGUGCCGGACGGCCUGCCCUCGGCCCUGGAGCAGCUGUACCUGGAGCACAACAACGUCUACUCGGUCCCCGACAGCUACUUCCGGGGCUCCCCCAAGCUGCUGUACGUGCGGCUGUCCCACAACAGCCUCACCAACAACGGCCUGGCCUCCAACACCUUCAACUCCAGCAGCCUCCUGGAGCUCGACCUGUCCUACAACCAGCUACAGAAGAUCCCGCCCGUCAGCACCAACCUGGAGAACCUCUACCUGCAAGGCAACAGGAUCAACGAGUUCUCCAUCAGCAGCUUCUGCAGCGUGGUGGACGUCAUGAACUUCUCCAAGCUGCAGGUGCUGCGUCUGGACGGGAAUGAGAUCACGCGCAAUGCCAUGCCGGUGGACGCUCCGCUCUGCCUGCGCCUGGCCAGCCUCAUCGAGAUCUGAGGGCCCUGCCCUGGGCAAGGGGAGGCCCCUGGGCCCCACUGCCUUUGGCUUGAUGGUUUGGUUUGGCUUUUGCUGGAAAGUCUGGGACAGACCCUUGAC
Condylura cristata (star-nosed mole) is the source of this 1309-nucleotide messenger RNA. It is a transcript of the gene FMOD, whose product is annotated as fibromodulin. Gene Ontology annotation, molecular function: protein binding. The transcript is spliced from 3 exons. The record is from RefSeq and is a predicted model, not a curated record. Lineage: Eukaryota; Metazoa; Chordata; Mammalia; Eulipotyphla; Talpidae. The coding region runs from base 86 to 1210 and encodes 374 amino acids.